Solanum verrucosum is the source of this 1649-nucleotide messenger RNA. RefSeq names its product anthocyanidin 3-O-glucosyltransferase 2-like. The transcript has a single exon. NCBI's taxonomy places the organism in Eukaryota, Viridiplantae, Streptophyta, Magnoliopsida, Solanales, Solanaceae. The coding region runs from base 1 to 1452 and encodes 483 amino acids. Gene Ontology annotation, molecular function: UDP-glycosyltransferase activity. The record is from RefSeq and is a predicted model, not a curated record.
AUGACGACGAAAGCAGAACUUGUUUUUAUCCCUUCUCCGGCAGCAGGUCAUCUCAUUUCCGCCGUUGAAAUUGCAAAACUCAUUCUCAACAGAGAUGACCGGCUCUGUAUCUCUAUCCUCAUUAUGAAGCUUCCAAUGGAUUUCGGCAUUCAAUCUUACAUCGAAUCACUCUCAUCUAUACCCCGUUUGCAGUUCGUUGACAUCACUGUUGACGAAAAAACUAUUGCUGGAUUCAUGUCAAAUAAGGAGACUUUCUUCAUGAACUUCAUUCAAAGUCACAAACCUAAAGUAAAAGAUUUUUUGAAUAACUCCAGCUUUUCUAGAUCGAAUUCUCGUCUCGCUGGCUUCGUUCUCGACAUGUUUUGCACCCCUAUGAUAGACGUAGCCGAUGAAUUUUGUGUUCCAAGUUACAUUUUCUACACCUCAAAUGCUGCUUUCCUUGCCCUCUGUUUUCAUUUUGAGUCUCUGAAAAAGGAGCAUCAUAUCGAUACCUCCAAAUACAAAAAUUCCAAUGAAGAAUUAACAAUCCCGGGUUUUAAAAACCCGUAUCCAUCGAAAUUCUUGCCUAGACUGAUAACAGAUCAAUCAGUAAUGACGACUACGUUCUUCGAUUUGAUUACUCGAAUCAAAGAGACGAAGGGUAUUAUGGUCAACACAUUCACCGAUCUAGAACCUUUACCUCUUCAGUCUCUUUCAGUUCCGCGAAUUUAUCCAGUUGGUCCAGUGGUGAAUUUGAAGGAAGGAGGUCAUGGUCGAAACAGUCAAUCCGAAACAGAAAGCAUUAUCAAAUGGUUAGAUGAUCAGCCAGAGUCCUCUGUAGUGUUUUUGUGCUUCGGAAGUAUGGGAAGCUUUGAAAUCGAACAGAUCAAUGAAAUAGCAAUUGCACUUGAGUGUAGUGGUCAUAGAUUCUUAUGGUCCUUGCGAAGACCACCACCAAAGGGGCAAAUUGGGCUUCCGAGUAAUUACGAGAAUGUUGAGCAAGUGCUACCAGAAGGGUUUAUUGAAAGGACAAUUGAGGUUGGGAAAGUGAUAGGAUGGGCACCUCAAGUGGCGGUACUAUCUCAUCCAGCAGUGGGUGGAUUUGUAUCGCAUUGUGGAUGGAAUUCUGUACUUGAAAGUUUGUAUUUCGGGGUACCAAUAGCUACUUGGCCCCUGCACGCUGAACAACAAAUGAACGCGUUUGAGUUGGUUAAAGAAUUGGGAUUGGGAGUGGAGAUUCGAAUGGACUAUUUCAAGGAUUUCCAUGGGAAUGAUGAGAAUGUCGAAAUUGUGGGUGCGAAGGAAAUCGAAAGUGGCAUACGGAAGUUGAUGACUAAUGGAGACGAGAAUGAAAUAAUAAGGAGAAAGGCGAACGAGACGAAAGAGAAGUGCAAUGCAGCUAUGAAGGAGGGUGGUUCAUCUUAUGCAUCUCUUGGGCUUCUAAUUGAGGAUGUCAUUAGUAACAUUUCUUGAUCAUUUUGUUCCACACUUACUACACCUUGUUUGGAUGGUUGUUAUCGGUUGUGUUGUAUUGUAUUAUUGGUUUAAAUAUAAUGUUUAUUUUGAUUGUUAAUUAAAUUAUAUUGUAUAGUAUCAUUUAAACCAUUGUUAGGUAACGAUGAAAAUUACUCAUUUUAUGUAAUGAUCGAUUUUGUGUGAUCGCGUGGUUA